AUGUUUCAGUCGCUCGAAGGUGAUACCUUUUUUUAUGGUAAUGAAGUCGGCAACACUUUGAAAAGAGACUUCCACUGUUAUAAUGAGAUCGGAUGUGGAUCCAUAACGCAAAGUAGUAGCGCUAAAAGGCUGAAAAAGGCCAAAGACGGCCAGUCUAGUGCACAACCUACGCCUGAGAACUCCAGAAGCCCGUCGCCUCUGAUAGACAGCACGCUGGAGGCAAUAGCGAUGAGCACGCGAACCGACUCAGGCGCCGCCCGCGAAUCUUCGCCCUAUGUCGAGGUGGAAGACUACAUACGUGAAGGUUACGGAUCGCCGUUCAUCAACGGCGCUUACAACACUAGACUGAGUUUAGAAAACAUCACGCCGGUCAAUUAUAGCCUGUACGACGUGGAGGCUGAAGAGUUCGAGGAAAGCGAGUUUGCAGGGACGCAUUUGAGAAGAAGUCAAGAAGAAUCGCGAGAGACCAGUCAGGAUGUGGAAAUGGAGUGA
Molecule: messenger RNA, 492 nt
Organism: Lachancea sp. 'fantastica'
Lineage: Eukaryota; Fungi; Ascomycota; Saccharomycetes; Saccharomycetales; Saccharomycetaceae
Source: the annotation of a GenBank genome assembly